Molecule: messenger RNA, 2864 nt
Organism: Abrus precatorius (Indian licorice)
Lineage: Eukaryota; Viridiplantae; Streptophyta; Magnoliopsida; Fabales; Fabaceae
Product: probable serine/threonine-protein kinase WNK5
Exons: 7
Coding region: 855-2657 (600 amino acids)
Biological process (GO): protein phosphorylation; intracellular signal transduction
Cellular component (GO): cytoplasm
Molecular function (GO): ATP binding; protein serine/threonine kinase activity
Source: RefSeq, a predicted model, not a curated record
AUGCAAUGUAAAAUUCAUCCCCUGCUUAGAUUACAUCAACCACCACUCUUUCUCCACCAUCCACAAGACCAAAUCCGUAAAACUUGAGAGUCCUUCUCUGUUCAUUUCCCUCCCAAAUCAAAAUCUCUUCAACCCUUUUUCCUCCAAAGAUUCUCCCCCUCUCCCUAAUCUGACUUGUGUGAUCUGUAUCUCUCACAUCCACAAAUGUUUUUAUCAAAGCAUGGCCAUAGAUUCUUCAAAUUUAGAAGCUCAAUUUCAUGCCCAUGUCUUUUAUAUGGUCCUUUCAUUUUCUAAGAGCUUUUUCAUCCUUGUCAAAAUCUCUUGGUCCACAAGUAUCUUCAACCACAGCACUCAUUAGCCUUUUGGCUCAUAAAACACAAUCUGUGGUGUGACCUUAUUGCGGGACAACACAACACAUCAAUUACUACUAUUCUUCCUUAAUCCAUACAAAACAGUUAUCUUUGUCUCCCUUCGUAUAUCCCUCACAAAAAUAUCUCAAAAGAGUGGCAUCUCUUAUUCUCUAUUUUAAGUUCUUCAUCUUCUAAAGAUUGUUGACAUCUGACACCAAUGGUUAAGAAACACUUCUACGAGCUUUCAUGUGGGGUUGUUGAAAUGGCUUGGGUUAUGCUUAGUGUUGAUUACUCAAGGCUCUUGUGGCAAUUGUUUGGUGUCUUCUCCUAUGAGAAUCAUGAGUGGAAGCCACGGAUCAUCUAGCACACAUGCACCUUUGGUUGAUUAAGAUAAUUUCAUAUAAUAUGUUGUUUUAAUUUGUUGCUAAAUUUUCAACCCUCGUAUUUGUAAGUCUAUAUAAUACACGUGCCGGUUAAGUCAGAAUUGUGGUCAGUAAUCGAGCCAUGUACAAGGGGAGAUUAGGAGGCAAAGCUCAGCUUGGAUAUGUUGAAACUGACCCAUCUGGUCGAUAUGGACGUUUCAGGGAUAUUCUAGGCAAAGGAGCAGUGAAGGUAGUGUAUAGGGCAUUUGAUGAGGUUCUAGGAAUAGAAGUGGCUUGGAACCAGGUCAAUCUUGGUGAUGUGUUUCAUUCACCAGACCAACUUCAGCGCCUUUAUUCAGAGGUUCAUCUCCUUAAGAACUUGGAACAUGAAUCAAUCAUGGCCUUCCAUGAUUCUUGGAUCGAUGCCCAUUGUAGAACCUUCAACUUCAUCACCGAAUUGUUCACCUCAGGCACCUUAAGAGAGUACAGAAAAAAGUACCAGCGAGUAGAUAUCAGAGCAGUGAAGAAUUGGGCACGCCAGAUUCUAAGUGGUUUGGAGUAUUUGCAUAGUCAUGAUCCUCCUGUGAUACACAGAGACCUAAAGUGUGAUAAUAUAUUCAUCAAUGGCCAUCUGGGGCAGGUCAAGAUUGGUGACUUAGGCCUUGCAGCCAUUCUUCGUGGCUCCCAACAUGCCCACAGUGUCAUUGGGACACCAGAAUUUAUGGCACCAGAAUUGUAUGAAGAGGAAUACAAUGAGCUGGUUGACGCUUACUCCUUUGGGAUGUGUAUGAUAGAAAUGUUUACUUCUGAAUUCCCAUACAGCGAGUGCUCCAACCCUGCUCAAAUAUACAAGAAAGUUACUUCGGGGAAGCUGCCAGAUGCAUUUUACAGAAUCCAUGACAAGGAAGCCCAGAGAUUUGUUGGAAAGUGUUUGGCAAAUGUCUCAGAGAGGUUGUCAGCAAAAGAGCUCUUGAUAGACCCAUUUUUGGCCACGGACCAACUUGUCUCGCCACUGCCUAGCCCAACCUUACCCAAGAAAAAUGGGUCCAUCAAUUUCACUACAUUAUUUGCCAAUGAGCAACCUCCAAUGAGGGACCAAGCAAAGGACACCCACAUGACCAUCACUGGGUCAAUAGAUGAAGAUGACACAGUUUUCCUUAAAGUACAGAUUCUUAACAAAAGUGGGGAAACAAGAAAUAUUUUCUUUCCAUUUGAUACCAUAAACGACACUUCCAUUGAUGUGGCAAUGGAAAUGGUUAAAGAACUGGAAAUUAGUGACUUGGAACCGUUGGAGAUUGCUGAAAUGAUAGAGGAGGAGAUAUCAGGUUUAGUCCCAACAGGGAGAGAUUGGGACACAUCCAAAUAUCAAAGACAGCAUAGUUUUAGGUAUGAAGAAGAGGAUGAUGUCGCUAACCACCAUCCUUUUUUCUCAUCAUCUUCUCCCUCUUCCUCCCAUGGUUCCUACAAGAAUAAUUCCCACCUUCGUGGAAACCAUUAUCCGUUUGCUCAAGAUUGGCCUCAUGAUGAUCUAUAUAUGAAUGAUGAUGCAAGCUCUCAAAGCUCAAUGAACUCCUCCAAGUGUUUCAAUUUCCAGUGCUGCGACUCAAGCAAUGGAGAUGAGCAUGUUCCUACUCCAGUAGUAGGAACAGAACCCUUUUGCUACUCUCCAAAAGCCAACAACAAGAGCACAAGAUUCUGUCCUAGAAAAGAGGUGGUGUUUGAGAAUGAUUUCACCAAACAAUUUUGCAACAUGAGAAUGGACUCUCACAGGUACCAUGGAUACCAUAGGCUAACAAGGAUUCAUUCCUAUGUUGAUGUGAAGAGACAGCAAAAUCAACGAUCAUUGAUAGAAGAGAUACACAAGAGGAGAAUGUUCAAAACUGUUGGUGCCAUUGAGAAUAUUGGGUUUCAGAAUCCAGAAGGAGGUGCACGUUUUUCUUAUUGAAGCUCCAUGGAUUCAGAAACUCCUUUUCGUUUUCUGUUUUUUCUACUUUUGGGUGUUUAUAUUAUUAUUUUCUUGCUUUAAUAAUGAAUUAUGAUGCCCGUGAAUAUUUGUAUACCAUACGGACACAUCUUAAUUGCACUUUAUUGUUAAGAACUUAUAAGUUGUAACAUAUUUUAAUCUAGGCUUAUGUUAAGAGUUGUUGUUUAC